Molecule: messenger RNA, 457 nt
Organism: Tachysurus vachellii
Lineage: Eukaryota; Metazoa; Chordata; Actinopteri; Siluriformes; Bagridae
Product: polyadenylate-binding protein 1-like 2
Exons: 4
Coding region: 12-392 (126 amino acids)
Cellular component (GO): cytosol; cytoplasmic stress granule; ribonucleoprotein complex
Molecular function (GO): mRNA 3'-UTR binding; poly(U) RNA binding; poly(A) binding
Source: RefSeq, a predicted model, not a curated record
GAGCACUGGAAAUGUUCAAAUCUGAAACUCUUAUGGGGCGGCCCAUGCGUGUCAAGUGGUCUCUGAGGAACAACUGCCUUGGAAAACUGAUCAUCAAAAACCUUGACAAGUCUGUUGACAUCUUGACCAUUUUUGACACCUUCUCCAGAUUUGGGAAGGUCCUGUCAUGCAAGGUUGCUAAUGAGAAGGGCUCAAAAGGGUUUGGCUUUGUCCAGUUUGAGUCUGAGGAGGCAGCGAGUAGGGCACGGAAGAAUCUCAACGGCAAAUAUCUGAAAAACUGCAAAGUGUUCAUUGAGCGCUUUAAGCCCCAUGAGGAGCACAAGGCAGAGGAGAUGAACAGCAAGCAGGUGCAUGUGGGCCAAGAGCAGACUAAAGAAGACCCCCCACAAUAAGAAGACUGAACAGGAAACACUGAAGAGGUUCUUUAAUGACAGCAGCAAGAAGAAGAGAAGGAACU